Molecule: messenger RNA, 1815 nt
Organism: Neltuma alba
Lineage: Eukaryota; Viridiplantae; Streptophyta; Magnoliopsida; Fabales; Fabaceae
Product: protein RRP6-like 2
Exons: 12
Coding region: 1-1815 (604 amino acids)
Biological process (GO): histone mRNA catabolic process; nuclear polyadenylation-dependent snRNA catabolic process; TRAMP-dependent tRNA surveillance pathway
Cellular component (GO): nuclear exosome (RNase complex); nucleolus
Molecular function (GO): 3'-5'-RNA exonuclease activity; nucleotide binding; single-stranded RNA binding
Source: RefSeq, a predicted model, not a curated record
AUGGGAAUGGCUUAUACCAGGGACAUGGACGAUACUUAUGCGUGGUUGGUUAAUGUGAAGGAGGAGGCGUCUGAGCGUUUCGAUGUGCCUCUGGAUGAUUGUCAGAGAAUUGGGAAGAGAGAACAAGAGACUGGGCACUCAACGAGCACAGUGACGAACUCCGAAAACGGGUUUCAGUUGUUUUGUGGGAAAAAAGGGAAAGGGGGGAGUCCUCUGGAAUCAGGAAAAGAGGUAGAACUAGAUUCAAGUUCAGCCUCUGCCGUUAAAGUCGCCAAAGAGGACAGGAUAACGACCGUGCCAAAGCUAAAAGUGCCGUUUCAUAUACCAACUAUAAGGAGGCCUCAAGAUGAGUAUAACAUAAUGGUUAAUAAUUCGAACCAACCUUUUGAGCAUGUCUGGUUGCAGAGGAGUGAUGAUGGUCAGAAGUUUAUUCAUCCUCUGGAGAAACUCUCUGCCUUGGAUUUCGUUGAUAAAGAUUGUGGGGAUGUUGGGCCAAUAAAGCCUCCUUCGGUUGAUUGUACCCCUUUCAAGGUAGUGAAGGACGUCAAGGAUUUGAAGGAGUUGGCUGCCAAGCUGCAUGCUGUUAAAGAAUUUGCGGUGGAUCUGGAACAUAAUCAGUAUCGGUCUUUUCAAGGAAUGACUUGCUUGAUGCAAAUCUCAACCAGGACUGAAGAUUUUGCGAUAGACACUCUGAAGCUGCGUAUCCAUGUUGGGCCUUAUCUAAGGGAAGUUUUCAAAGAUCAUGCCAAGAGAAAGGUUAUGCAUGGAGCAGAUCGAGACGUACUGUGGCUUCAAAGGGAUUUUGGCAUUUACAUUUGUAAUUUAUUUGACACUGGCCAGGCCUCAAGAGUAUUAAAAUUGGAAAGAAACAGUUUGGAGUACCUUCUACAUCAUUAUUGUGGAGUUACUGCAAACAAAGAAUACCAGCAUGCAGAUUGGAGACUACGUCCUCUUCCUAAUCAGAUGCUUAGAUAUGCCAGAGAAGAUACCCACUAUCUGCUGUAUAUAUAUGACUUAAUGAGAAUGAAGUUAUUUGGAUUGUCCAAAGACCCUCAAAAUUCUGAUAAUCCUCUGCUGGAGGUGUACAAGCUCAGUUAUGAUGUGUGCAUGCAGCUAUAUGAGAAAGAGCUACUGACUGAGAACUCCUUCCUAUACAUAUAUGGGUUGCAUGGGGCUGGUUUUAAUGCUCAGCAAUUGGCUGUUGUUUCAGGGCUUUAUCAAUGGCGGGAUAUUGUUGCUCGUGCAGAGGAUGAGAGCACUGGCUAUGUAUUGCCAAAUAAAACUCUUCUGGAAAUUGCUAAGCAGAUGCCUGUUACGAAAGGAAAACUACAAAAAUUGAUGAAGUCAAAGCACCCAUAUGUUGAGCGCAACUAUGAUAGCAUUGUCAGCAUCAUUAUGCAUUCUCUGCAAAAUGCUUCUGCCUUUGAAGCAGUUGCACAAAAAUUGGAAGAGGAACGCGGCACAACUGCAUUAGGUGAUAUACACGAUAAUUACAGAGCCGAAGCUCCCAUACUUAAAAUGCCUAACUUAAAUGUUGCAAAUGCAAGAAAAGAAAGUAUUGGAGUUGAAAGUGCCAAAUCACCAUUUUCUUCUGCCCUGAAAAAGGAUACUCUUCAGCAUCAAAAUAAAUCUGGACAACUUAAAUUUGAAUCAAAUAGUCCUACUUCAGAAUUUCCUCAUGGAACUCUCAAUAUUUCUCGACAGAACAAGGGAGCUAACUCCGGCAUUCCCUCUACUGCAAAGGUUAUAAGAAUUAUAUUUAUUUCUUGGCUCAAUAUUUUGUCCUCUAAGAAGGAGCACCAAUUUAACUGUUAG